Cherax quadricarinatus is the source of this 2598-nucleotide messenger RNA. NCBI's taxonomy places the organism in Eukaryota, Metazoa, Arthropoda, Malacostraca, Decapoda, Parastacidae. The record is from RefSeq and is a predicted model, not a curated record.
AUGGAGCAGGUGAGAGAACUACCUUACCCUGCCUCUCAUAGCAUGGAGCAGGUGAGAGAACUACCUUACCCUGCCUCUCAUAGCAUGGAGCAGUUUGAGAAAGAUGUCCGCAGUGGCACUAUUUCUCUAUUUUACGCAAAAUGCAUUCGUCCUCAUUGUAAUAUAUCGAUUAACUGUGGUUUCGUAGUUUAUAGAUUCGCUAGCGUCUUUCCGUCACUAAGUCAUGAUGUCAGGAGAACCUUCGAUGUUUUUAUUGAACCUGCAGAGCACAGUAGUCUCUCAACCCUCACCAUCUUAGCCCUCACUAUCUCAGCUCUCACCACCUCAGCCCUCACCAUCUCACCCCUCACGCAUGCACUCUCAGCUCAGCCCUCAUCACCUCACCUCUUCAACCCCAAUCUCGGCCCUAAAGUUCCAGUCCUGAAGUUCCAGCUCAUAGCACCAGCAACCAGCUCACCAGUCAACCAGCAAGACACAACCAGAUCACAGUACCAGCAACCAGCUCACAGUACCAACAACCAGCUCAUAGCACCAGCAACCAGCUCACAGCACCAGCAACCAGCUCACAGUACCAACAACCAGCUCAUAGCACCAGCAACCAGCUCACAGUACCAACAACCAGCUCACAGUACCAACAACCAGCUCACAGUACCAACAACCAGCUCACAGUACCAACAACCAGCUCACAGUACCAACAACCAGCUCAUAGAACCAGCAGCCGGCUCACAGUACCAACAACCAGCUCACAGUACCAACAACCAGCUCACAGUACCAACAACCAGCUCACAGUACCAACAACCAGCUCACAGUACCAACAACCAGCUCACAGUAACACCAGCAACCCAGCUCACAGUACCAACAACCAGCUCACAGUACCAACAACCAGCUCAAGACCAACAACCAGCUCACAGUACCAACAACCAGCUCACAGUACCAACAACCAGCUCACAGUACCAACAACCAGCUCACAGUACCAACAACCAGCUCAUAGCACCAGCAGCCGGCUCACAGUACCAACAACCAGCUCACAGUACCAACAACCAGCUCACAGUACCAACAACCAGCUCACAGUACCAACAACGCUCGUCACACCAGCUCAGUACCAACAACCAGCUCACAAACUCGAUCCGCCAUAACCUGUCGCUACACAACCGGUUCAUGCGGGUUCAGAAUGAGGGGACGGGCAAGUCGUCUUGGUGGGUUCUGAACCCAGACGCUAAGCCUGGUAAAUCAACGCGACGGCGAGCCAACACGAUGGAAGGCGGCCGCUAUGAGAAGAAGAGGGGCAGAGUGAAGAAGAAGCUGGAGGCACUGAGAAACGGUCUGGACACUACGCCGUCGCCUUCGUCAUCGUUGAGUGAGAGUCUAGACCUGUACCCGGACUCUCCUCACACCCACUCGGUCCACCCCGCCUUCAGCCAACUCUCCCCGCAAGACUAUCGUCCCAGAGCCUCCUCCAACGCCUCCUCCUGCGGCAGACUCUCACCCAUCCCCGCGAUAGAGUCCGAUAUGCACGAUUCACAAGUGCCACCCAUGUCUCCUGGUAUAGGUGGGUGGGGCGGCGAGUACUGGCCGCACCACGCCCACGCCCACCCCCAUCCGCACGACCGCUACGCCGACCAGCUGGUGGACUCCAUGGGGGAAGGGCUCAAGCUGGGGGCAGACUCUUGGGGUGGUCCGGCGCGACCCCAGAACCCUCAGGACUGUAUGAAGCUCUCCCAGCUCUCCCCACAUGGACCUCCCACCCCCCACAUGAACGGCUACGUCCCACACCAUCACCACACUCAUCACCAACAGGGAUUCAACACCUUUGAGGACUUUCAUCGGUUUGGUGGUCACAACCCGCACGGAGCAGCCUUCCCACACCCGCCCACUCCACACCCACCUACGCCCCACCCGCCCACACCGCACCAGGACAAGAUGACCACGCCUACACGCCCACACCCGCACAACAACUACUCCCUGACCAGUCUACAGGCCAUGUCGCCGGCGCACAGCGUCCACAGUCUGUCGCCGACGCAGCCACUAGGGGAGGGCCAUUACCCUGGGCCUGGAGGCGAAGCCCACCAGCCCACCAACAACUAUCCAACACCUCCCACCUCACAACCCCCGCACACUGCCCACUCCGCCCAUUCUGCGUCCAACAGUGAGCCAAAUAUGCUCAGGGCAGCACUAACCCAUCGGGAACAACAGCAGCAGCAGCAGCAGCAGUCACACAGCGGUAGCCCUGGGAGCAGCGACUCUGGGGGCGGGCCGGGCACUGGUGGCAGCGGUGUGUCUGGGGGUGGUGCGGGAGGCCCCGUGCAUAUGCAGGACUUUGUGGACUUCGACACCCCCAUACAGGGCGGCCUGGACUGUAACGUGGAGGAGGUGAUCAAGCACGAGUUGCAGGUGGAGGGAAACUUGGACUUUUCCUUCCCACAAGCCCAUCACGGUCAUCACAUCCACGGUCACACACACGCCCAUGCCCACGCCCAUGCACACGCCCACUCUCACUCGCAUCCCGAUGCUCCAAUGGCAGCACCGCCGGGAAUGUCAUACCCCUGCUCGUCCAUUGCGGCGGGUAACCAGUGGGUGCGCUAGUGGGUGAGUACCUUC